AUGAAGUUCGUCGCCGCCAUCGCCGUGCUCGUCGCCGCCGCCGGCGUCUCCGCGCAGGACGGCAACUGCGAGGCCGAGUACAUCGUCAGCCGCUGCCUCAAGACCGAGACCGACAAGGUCACCGCCUGCGUCCAGACCGACUUCGAGUGUCUCUGCGCCGCCUACCAGGCCGUCGCCACCUGCUACAACAACUGCCCCAACGAUGCCCGAGCCCCUUCCGCUCAGGUCCAGGUCAGCGCCUACUGCCGCUACGUCAACACCACCACCAGCUCCGCCGCCGUCAGCGCCGCCACCUCUGCUGCUGCUGCCGCCUCCUCUUCCUCGGCCGGGAUCGCGACCAAGCUCAACGCGCCGGCGCCGUCGACCACCACCGGCUUCGUCUCCGGCAGCGCGACCCCGUCGGCCGGCGGCGUCGCGCCGCGCGCGGGCUGGUGGCUGGCAUCGCCGGCGCCAUGGCCUUGCUGUGAAAUAUGA
Molecule: messenger RNA, 474 nt
Organism: Cordyceps fumosorosea ARSEF 2679
Lineage: Eukaryota; Fungi; Ascomycota; Sordariomycetes; Hypocreales; Cordycipitaceae
Exons: 3
Coding region: 1-474 (157 amino acids)
Source: RefSeq, a predicted model, not a curated record